AUGCCGAGACCCAAGGCGUUCUUGAAAGAGUCGAAAUCCAAGAAAAAGAAUGCCGCCAAACAGGUUCCCGUCACAGCCGAUGAUUAUCUUGCAGCCGGGGUUGAGCUGGAAGAAGCAGGCGAGAAAUGGCGGGCGGGAGACGCGGCCAAGUCGAUGCGGUUCUUUAUGAAGGCAAUCGCCAACUAUGAUGAAGGGCUGCAAAAGCACCCGGGUGCCUUUGAUCUCGCCUACAAUAAAGCCCGUGUUCAAUAUGAGAUUACCCAGCAUCCCAAACUGGCCGCACAAUUGCCCGCUCCACAGGCCGAGCUGCUAGAGGUAGCUCUGCAAUCACACAGAGAUGCGUUGUACCUCGAACAAGACAAUGCAGAUGCCCUGUUCAAUAGCGGACAGGUUCUGAACAGCUUGGCCGAAGCGCUGACCGAGUCGAAGCAUCCCGGCGAAGACCAAAUCAUCCAGGCAAGCACCUACUUGCAGGAAGCCGUCGAACUCUUCCAGCGAUGUCUUGCGCUGCAGGAGAUGAAGUUCACCGAGAUGGAGGAGCAAAUGAUGCAGAUGGCAGCGGGAGAGAUGGAUUCUCAAGAACCCGUGUCCGAACCCGCAGUGCCACCAGCCGAGUCGCCGUCUGCUGAAGGGGAGGCAGCGGACGGUGAGCCACAGGAGCAGUGGGCUGCGAUUGUCGAGCCAGUCACGAAGAACACGCUUGUCGACACGGCCGUUGCACAGCUGGACACAUUGACAACGCUGUGUAAUCUGCUCACCUUCAAUCCCGGCGCGGGCGGAGUAGGAUGGGUGCAGGAGUACUCUGCCGAGCUGGUCGAGACUCGAUUGCCAGCUUACGUGGAAGGGUCGGAGAGGCGGUACGAAGCGGCUCUGGCGCGGGGAAAGUUCAUCUGCGCGCUGCACGAUGUACUGUACCGCGGUGGCCACACUGAUGCUCGCACGUAUCAACAGGAAGUCAGUCGAGCUUUCGGGCCCGAUCUGGACCUGUCGAAUGACCCAGAGGGUCUCUGCAGCAAAGCAGAGGCCUUGACUUCGCUGAACGGAGCUCUGGCAGAGAUCCCCCCUACCGAAGAUGACGAGAACUUCAAAUUCAGCACGACGACACGCUGGCAGUCGCUUUCAGCCGCACUGGAUGCGUUGACUGCUGCCUCCAAGCUGCCCAACGCCGACAACUUGCCCAAAAUCCACCUGGCUCGAGGAGAUGCGGAGAUGCAACGCUGGCGACUGGGUCGGGCGCCCUGGGCUCACGCCAUGGCGGCGCAGAACGGACCAACGCUCCUGCGUAAUGCGCAGACCUACUAUCGAGGCGCAGCGGCACUUGCCCGUCGAGACGGGGACGCAGAAUUGCAGCGUGAUGGAACGUGCAAAGAGGCCAUCGCGGCCGCAUUGGAAGGUCAAAGUACCAAGCUGGACCAGAUCAAGACGACAUCCUUUGAUCAGUUGAUGGCAGCGGCCCAGGACAUGGUGGAGGAUGGGAUGGUCGAGCCCACGGAGAUGAGUGCCUUGAUCUCAUGA
Molecule: messenger RNA, 1515 nt
Organism: Penicillium oxalicum
Lineage: Eukaryota; Fungi; Ascomycota; Eurotiomycetes; Eurotiales; Aspergillaceae
Exons: 4
Coding region: 1-1515 (504 amino acids)
Molecular function (GO): protein binding
Source: RefSeq, a predicted model, not a curated record